This is a messenger RNA of Salvia hispanica, 1512 nucleotides long. RefSeq names its product high mobility group B protein 13-like. The record is from RefSeq and is a predicted model, not a curated record. NCBI's taxonomy places the organism in Eukaryota, Viridiplantae, Streptophyta, Magnoliopsida, Lamiales, Lamiaceae. Gene Ontology annotation, molecular function: DNA binding.
AUUCCCCUUUCUCUCGAUUCCAAUGGCCGCCGUAGCAGAAAACCCUACAUUUGCUGAGCCUGCGCCCACGAAGAAGGGGAGAACCAAAAAAGCGUUGAAGCCCAAGGCUGUCUCGUCAAAUGAGGCAAACAUCGCCGCGGGGGAGGUUCCGGAGCACUCUCCCGUCGCCGCGAAGGGGAAGCAACAGCCUUCCAAUGCGUCUUAUUUCGAGAAGCAGCUGCAGGAAAUGCAGGAGCAGCUCGAGAAAUUGAAGAUCGAGAAGGAGCAGACCGAGGAGAUGUUGAAGGCCAAGGAGGAACAGCUCGAGACUCGAGAUCGCGAGCAGGAGAAGCUCAAAAUUGAGCUCAGGAAAUUGCAGAAGAUCAAGGAGUUCAAGCCUACAGUGACAUUCCCUCUAGGGCUCGGAAUCAAAGACCUAGAGCAAGAGAAGAAGGAGAAAAAGAAGGGCGGGAAGAAGAAGCCGUCUCCUCCUUACGUGCUGUGGUGCAAAGACCAGUGGAAUGAGGUGAAGGAAGCUAAUCCAGAUGCUGAUUUCAAGGCCAUGUCGAAUCUGCUGGGUGCGAAAUGGAAAUUUGUCUCCGCGGAAGAGAAGAAGCCUUAUGAAGAGAGGUACCAAGCUGAGAAGGAGGCCUAUUUGAAGAUUGCAGGGAGCGAGAAGCGUGAGCUCGAUGCGAUGAAGCUUCUCGAAGAAGAGCAGAAGCACAAGACUGCAAUGGAGCUGCUCGAACAGUACCUGCAGUUCAAGCAGGAGGCAGAGAAAGAGAACAACAAGAAAACAAAGAAGGAGAAAGAUCCUUUGAAGCCGAAGCAUCCGAUGUCGGCCUACUUCAUCUUCUCGAAUGAGCGCAGAGCAGCUCUGCUUGCAGAAAACAAGACUGUCUUGGAGGUUGCAAAGAUCACAGGUGAGGAGUGGAAGAACAUGACCGAUGUACAGAAAGCCCCCUAUGAAGAGAUAGCAUUGCAAAACAAGGAACAAUAUGCGGAAGAGAUGGAAGCUUACAAACAGAAGAAGGAAGAAGAAGCUGCUAACCUCAAGAAAGAUGGGGAAGAGUUCAUGAAACUCCAGAAGCAAGAAGCUAUGCAACUGCUCAAAAAGAAAGAGAAAACUGAAACUUUGAUCAAGAAAGAGAAAGUGAGUCGCCAGAAGAAGAAGAGCGAGGAGAAGACUGUUGAUCCGAACAAGCCAAAGCGCCCUGCCUCGUCCUACCUUCUCUUCAGCAAGGAGACGAGGAAGAGUUUGGCGGAAGAGCGUCCCGGGACCAACAAUUCUACUAUCACUGCGCUCAUUUCGCUCAAGUGGAAGGAAUUAAGCGAGGAAGAGAAGCAGGUUUGGAAUGAGAAAGCUGCGGAGGCAAUGGAGGCAUAUAAGAAAGAAUUGGAAGCAUACAACAAUAAUUUGGCAGAAAAAAACGAAGAUAAUUAGGAAAACGUCAAGACUGAUGUUUAUGAAUGAUGUUCAACUUGGAUUAUGUUGAACAUCUCUGACUAUGAUGCUUUUGUUUUCAUUGAGAA